Amborella trichopoda is the source of this 1998-nucleotide messenger RNA. Its product is annotated as U-box domain-containing protein 1. The record is from RefSeq and is a predicted model, not a curated record. NCBI's taxonomy places the organism in Eukaryota, Viridiplantae, Streptophyta, Magnoliopsida, Amborellales, Amborellaceae. Gene Ontology annotation, molecular function: protein binding.
AUGGCCAAGGCCACCUCUAAUUUCACAACCUUCUUCCCCUUGAUCUCAUCGCCAUUAACUCUUGUUCAAGGCCUCCUGGAAUCCACAAAAGAGCUCGCCUCCAUGGACAAGCUCCAUCACUUGCAGGUUCGGAACAGUUCGGCCAUGAUCAGAAAGGCCAAGCUCCUUCAACCCCUGUUUGAAGAUCUCAAGGAAACCCCAGCCCCACUGCCCCCUUCUUCAUUUCUAUGUUUCAGAGAGCUAAUCGACGCAAUUCGAAAGGCGAAAAAACUCAUUAAUGAAUGUAAAUCAGGCAGCAGAGUAUGGAAUUUGAUCCAGAUAGAGCCGAUAUCUUCUCGCUUCCAUGGCCUAACCAGAGACCUGGGCCGAGCCCUUGACAUAUUACCAUUGAGCCUAUUGCCCAUCUCUUCUGAUACUCGAGAGCAGGUCGAGCUUCUUCAUCGCCAUGCUAGACGAGCAGAGCUGUUCAUCGACCCACAGAGCAGCUACCUAAGAUUAGAGCUCUUGAAAGUUGCCAACAAUUUUCACAGCAAGCUCAACCCCGAUAUUCAAAAAGUCGCAGAAAUAAUGGAGAAAAUUGGAGCAAGUGGGCCUAGUGAUUAUGAAUCUGAGAUCCAAAGGCUUGAGGUCGAGAUCAAGAACCAAGCUGGUACAGGAGGGCUCGUUGUAAUCUCAAAACUCAACAAUCUCAUUUCUCUGAUUAACCACUGUAAAUUCGCGAUAUUCAGUACAAUGACUGAAAUUCACUUGAAUUCCGGCAAGAAAGGAGAGACUCUCCAGCGAAUUGAGUCAUUUUCUGGUAGUUCUCUGGUGAUCCCCGACGAAUUCAAAUGCCCCAUCUCUCUCGAUUUAAUGCGAGACCCUGUGAUUGUCGCUUCAGGCCACACGUAUGAUCGCCCGGCAAUCGCAGAGUGGAUAAAUUUUGGGCACCCGACAUGCCCAAAGAGUGGGCAGAAGCUCCUGCACAUGGCAUUGAUCCCCAACUUCGCCUUAAGAAGUCUGAUCCAUCAAUGGUGCAGUGAUAACAAUGUUUUUAUCGAUCAAAGAGAAGAGGAGAAGGACCUUCCGGCAUCGGGGGAUCAUAUAACGGCGACGAAGCGAGCCGCAGAGGCAGCGGAGAUGGCGGCUGCAUUCUUGGUCGGAAAAUUGGCAACAGGGUCAACGGAUACCCAGAGGCAGGCGGCGCUCGAGCUCCGGCUGCUUGCCAAGGCCGGCAUGCACAACCGCCACGCCAUUGCCGAGGCCGGCGCCAUCCCCUUCCUAACCUCCCUCCUCAGCUCGCACGACAGUCGCACUCAGGAGCAUGCAGUAACUGCACUCUUGAAUUUGUCCAUAAACAGUGUGAACCGGGACCUCAUCGUUGAUGCCGGCGGUGUGGGCCCCACCGUCGAGGUCUUGAUGCAUGGACUGUGCACUGAGGCCCGGGAGAAUGCUGCUGCUGCCCUCUUCAGCCUCUCCGCAUCGCCUGCAGGCCGUGCUGCAGUUGGGGCACAUCCCAAAGCAGUCUCAGGUCUGGUGGCAUUGCUGCAGGAUGGCACGCCGGGCGGCAAGCGGGAUGCUGCAACAGCCCUCCAUAACCUUGCUGCCUGCGGCACGACACGGGCUCGCAUUGUGAAUGCUGGGGCUGUCGGCGUACUGACUUCGCUGCUCGUGGAUGAGAGGGCAGGGGUAACAGAUGAGGUGCUCGGUCUGUUAUCGGUUUUGGUUUGGAGCGGAGAAGGUGCAAAAGAAGUGACAGAGGGGGGUAUAGAGGCGGUGGUGGAGUUGGUGAGGGUGGGUUCGGAGAAGGGGAGGGAGUAUGCAGUGGGAGUAUUGGCGGGGUUGUGUAGGGUUGAGGAUGGUGUUGGGGAAAGGGUGGGGAGGAGGUUGAUGGAAGAUGCAAGGAGCGUGCUGGCGUUGCAGAGGGUAGUGGUGGGGGGGACACCGCGGGCGAGGAGGAAGGCUGAGGCCGUAAUGCGGUUCUUGGGACGGUAUUGCUCGCAGUCGCAUGGGAGGUGA